CUCUGUUCGCGACGUUGUUCUUCCGGUCGCGUCGUCAGGUCCGCAAGUAGCGGUUACUCCGGCGCGUGCGAAUCGUCGGCGACCGUUGAACGGCAUCAACCGUCUCGUCAGGCAGUCGGCGAGUCCGCUUUGGAUCCCGCCAGGUCGCCAAGAUGACCGCUAUACCCGGCACGGUGUGGUUCGACCCCUACGGCCAGCCCUGCAUCAUACUCCGCAACCAGGAGAAGCAGCAACGCCUCACCGGCCACGAGGCAAUCAAGUCGCAUAUACUGGCGGCGCGCAAUGUGGCCAACAUCCUUAGAACAUCUCUGGGGCCCAAGGGGCUGGAUAAGUUGAUGGUGAGCUCGGACGGGGACGUCACCGUGACCAACGACGGCGCGACGAUCUUGAAGAAUAUGGACGUCGACCAUGAAAUUGCCAAGCUGAUGGUCCAGUUGUCGAACGCUCAGGACGACGAGAUAGGCGACGGCACUACCGGAGUAGUCGUGCUCGCCGGCGCGUUUCUGGAACAGGCCGAGCAGCUGCUGGACAAGGGGAUUCAUCCGAUCAGAAUCGCCGACGGUUUCGAAUUGGCGGCCAGGUGUGCGACCGAGCAUCUCAAGACGAUAACGGACGAGUUCAAGGGAACCCUGGAGAAUUUGGAGCCCUACAUCGACAUAGCUAUGACCUCGUUAGGUUCAAAAAUCAUUAACAAGCAUCAUAGGCAGAUGGCGGAGAUAGCCGUGCAAGCUGUACUGGCAGUUAUGGAUCCUGUUACUCGCGACGUUAAUUUUGAACUGAUCAAGAUAGAAGGGAAGGUUGGUGGUAGAUUGGAGGAUACUGUCUUGGUACGCGGUGUCGUCGUCGACAAGGACUUCAGUCAUCCUCAAAUGCCGAAGAGGUUGGAAGACGUCAAACUGGCCAUCUUGACUUGCCCGUUUGAACCACCGAAACCCAAAACGAAGCACAAGUUGGACGUCACGUCGGUGGACGAUUACAGAGCUUUGCGCGAUUACGAGCGCGAGAAGUUCACGGAAAUGGUGAAGCAGGUGAAAGAUGCCGGUACGACGCUGGCUAUUUGUCAAUGGGGCUUCGACGACGAGGCCAACCACCUCCUGCUGCAGAAUAAUUUGCCUGCGGUUAGAUGGGUCGGCGGUCCGGAAAUUGAACUCAUUGCCAUUGCGACCGGUGGACGCAUCGUACCCCGCUUCGAGGAAUUGAAGCCGGAGAAACUCGGCCACGCCGGUGUCGUCAGGGAAUUGACGUUUGGCACGACAAAGGAUCGAAUGCUGGUCAUCGAGGAGUGCAAAAACUCGCGCGCUGUGACGAUCUUUAUUCGCGGCGGCAACAAAAUGAUCAUUGAAGAGGCGAAACGGUCGAUACAUGAUGCAUUGUGCACCGUACGCAACGUAGUGAAAGACAACAGGAUUCUUUACGGUGGAGGCGCUGCGGAAAUAUCUUGUGCGCUGGCUUGCAUGGCACAGGCUGAUAAAAUCAGCACUUUGGAACAAUACGCCUUCCGUGCCUUCGCUGAAGCUUUGGAGAGCGUUCCCAUGGCGCUCGCUGAGAAUUCAGGCCUGUCCUCGGUAAACACCAUAGCGGAAAUUAAAGCUCGUCAGUUGGCCGAGAAGAAUCCCGCUCUUGGUAUCGACUGCUUGAACCGAGGCACAGCAAAUAUGAAGAAACAGAACGUCAUUGAGACGCUGACAAGUAAGAUUCAACAGAUCUUGUUGGCCACGCAACUCGUCAAGAUGAUACUGAAAAUUGACGAUGUACGCUCGCCAAGCGACACCGGCGAAAACUAAAAUCUAAGUUUAUUUAAUUACGUUUUAUUAUCUUAAAUACUUUAUUCUACUUGGUAUCGUUCUAUGUGCUGCAUUUCGUUUUACAUUUUGUAGCAAUGGCUUCGUUGAAAAUUGUUUCACAUCACGUUCUAUGAUUUAUAUAAUAUGUAAUAAAUUGGAUAAUUGUAACUGGAAAUUAUUUCACAUCUCCUUUAUAAUUUAUACAAUAUUACAUUUUAUAUGUAAAUUAUAAAGAUGAUGGGAAUCAUUUUCAAUGAUACAAUAUCAUCUCUGUAUACCAAUUUGGCAAUACAGUCACUAAGCGAUACCUGAUUCACAGGC
Vollenhovia emeryi is the source of this 2105-nucleotide messenger RNA. RefSeq names its product T-complex protein 1 subunit epsilon (gene CCT5). Gene Ontology annotation, biological process: protein folding. The transcript has 7 exons. The record is from RefSeq and is a predicted model, not a curated record. NCBI's taxonomy places the organism in Eukaryota, Metazoa, Arthropoda, Insecta, Hymenoptera, Formicidae. Gene Ontology annotation, molecular function: ATP binding; ATP hydrolysis activity; ATP-dependent protein folding chaperone. Bases 153 to 1784 code for a protein of 543 amino acids. Gene Ontology annotation, cellular component: chaperonin-containing T-complex.